Messenger RNA from Dicentrarchus labrax (European seabass), 2509 nucleotides. It is a transcript of the gene serinc1, whose product is annotated as serine incorporator 1. The transcript is spliced from 10 exons. Gene Ontology annotation, cellular component: membrane. The record is from RefSeq and is a predicted model, not a curated record. Bases 124 to 1503 code for a protein of 459 amino acids. Lineage: Eukaryota; Metazoa; Chordata; Actinopteri; Moronidae.
UUCAUCUACCCUCCCCGAUCUUGUAUUAGAGGAAGAAGUCAGUACAGUGCAUCAUCCAUCUUCUGGAAGACCGACAGCCAUCUGAUCAAAGGGUACAAUAGAGACGAAUAAACAUCAGCCAUCAUGGGAGCUGUUCUGGGGUUGUGCUCCAUGGCGAGCUGGAUCCCAUGCCUGUGCGGCAGCGCCCCCUGUCUGCUGUGUCGAUGCUGCCCUAGUGGAAACAACUCCACAGUGACCCGACUCAUCUAUGCCUUCUUCCUGCUGCUGGGAGUGGGUGUUGCCUGUAUUAUGCUGAUGCCUGGCAUGGAGGGGCAGCUUAAGAAGAUUCCUGGUUUCUGUGAAGGAGGGAUGGGUACGUCUCUUCCUGGUGUGGAGGGUCACGUGAACUGUGACGUUCUGGUCGGCUACAAGGCUGUUUACCGCGUUUGCUUUGGCAUGGCCAUGUUCUUCCUGCUUUUCUCUCUGCUCAUGAUCAAAGUCAAAAGCAGCCAGGACCCUCGAGCUGCACUGCACAACGGGUUUUGGUUCUUUAAGUUUGCUGCAGCUGCUGCCAUCACUAUUGGAUCAUUUUUCAUCUCCGACGGUCCCUUCACCACUGUGUGGUUCUAUGUUGGCAUGGCUGGAGCCUUCUGCUUCAUCCUCAUCCAGCUCGUGUUACUCAUUGACUUUGCCCACUCCUGGAAUGAAUCCUGGGUGGAGAAGAUGGAAGAGGGAAAUUCUCGCUGCUGGUAUGCAGCUCUGCUGUCAGUCACCACGCUCAACUACUUGUUGUCUCUGGUGUCUCUGGUUAUGUUCUACGUCUACUACACCCACUCUGAUGGUUGCACUGAGAACAAGGUCUUCAUCAGCAUCAACAUGCUCCUCUGCAUUGGGGCCUCCGUCAUAUCCAUUCUUCCUCAGAUCCAGGAGUCCCAGCCCAGGUCUGGCCUAUUGCAGUCCUCACUGGUUACCCUGUACACCAUGUACCUGACCUGGUCUGCCAUGACCAAUGAGCCUGACAGGAAAUGUAACCCAAGCCUUCUGGGUAUCAUCGGGCUGAACAGCACCAGUCCUGCUGGUCAGGACCAUGUGGUUCAGUGGUGGGAUGCCCAGGGGAUUGUGGGAUUGGUCCUUUUCCUCAUGUGUGUUCUCUACUCCAGUAUUCGUAAUUCGUCCAACGCCCAGGUGAACAAGCUGACUCUAACCAGCGAUGAGUCAGCUUUGAUUGAGGACGGGCCUCAGAGCGAUGGCUUUGAGGAGGGCAGCGGUCACAACAGAGCUGUGGACAAUGAGAAGGAUGGCGUCACCUACUCCUACUCUUUCUUCCACUUCAUGCUGUUCUUGGCGUCACUCUAUAUCAUGAUGACACUCACCAACUGGUACAGCCCUGACUCCAACUAUGAGGCCAUGACCAGCAAGUGGCCAUCUGUGUGGGUGAAGAUCUCCUCCAGCUGGAUCUGUAUCGCCCUCUAUGUGUGGACACUGGUGGCUCCGCUGGUCCUGGUCAACAGAGACUUUGACUGAAAAUGCAUGUCAUCCCUCAGCUCAUACACACAUUCAUGCUCUGCCUCACCUGUGUUCUGUUUCAGCAAAGUCGGUAAAGCAGUAGGUAGAUGUCCAUCCUGGAGGGGCUAAGGCUGUGCUCAGACUGACUGGAAUGUUUCAGGACUGUUUUGUUUGGUGACUUUGGCUUGUCUGUGUAAUCCAUGAAUAGAGAGCCAACAUGGCUGUUAAAAUGUGUCCUGUCCCAGCUCUGACUGCAGCCUCGUCUCCUCUGGUGUACUGUCAUUGUGAAUCCUCAGCAGCCUGUUGUAGUGGUUCCCCAUGCUGUUGCCAUAGUAAAUAUCCUGUGUAUUCUUAGUGGAUGUUUUUCUUUUCUUCCUAUAAAGACAGAGCUGCAUGCUUUUCUUUUAAAACUUGAUGUGACAUUAACAGUAGCUGUAUCUGAAGCUUUUGUGAGGAUGAUGAUUUUUUUGAUCUUGCCCCCUGUGGGCAACAUCAGUUGACUGUAGUAUUACAUAUGGUAAUUCUGUUACAUGUAGAAUAAAGGAGAAGCUGCUGUGAUGGUGCUGUUGGGUUGUGUGUGAGCAGGACUCCAGCUGUGGCACUGAGAGCAGUAGAGCAACUCAUUGUUGUUGACUAACUAGUACCAUCACCAGGCAUGAGCAGUGCUGCAUAGCAGUGAGUGUGUGUCUCUGUGUGUGUGGUAUUAACUGCUGUCAUGUGAUAGAGCUCUAGCAGUUGUGUGUUUACACUCCCGAGCACAUACACAACAAAGGCAUUCCUGUUUUUGUUGCUUCUGAUUUGUGUUGAUUUUUGACUUCAAAUGUAAAAUUGAUUGUUUGAAAACCUCUAGAUAAGUUAUUUGGUAGUGUUUAGCAUUAGCAUGUAGUUUACUUAAUUGGCAGAAAUAUUGUGGCUAUACAUUUGUUUGAUUGUGUCACUUGUGCUUUUAUUCUAAUGAUUUUUCCUCUUGACAUGUAAAAGUACAUUGUAACUCGUUUAAUAAAACUGAGAGAAAAAAAGUCAA